AUGGAUGAUAGAGCUAUUUUGGAAGCACUUGAUACUAGUGAUGGAGACUUUUCUGGCGAUGAAGAUGAACCAGAGUACUUGCCUCCAGAAGUCAAUGAACCCUCGUCAUCGGAGUCUGAAGAAGAGCCUUCUCAACCUCAAGUAAGCCAUGAAGAAGUUACUUCUCGCCAGUUUUGGCUCAGUAAAGAAAUGAUUUCUCGAGGUCCUGACAUCACUGAAGAUGUACUCCUCAGUCAGGGCAGUUCAAAGUCCAACUGCCUCUAUUCGUUUUUCGAAUAUUUGGAUUUGGAAUUCUGGAAACUUGUAGCUGACCAAACUAACUUGUACUCAGCACAGACACGCGAUUUGAGAUCAGUUUGUACAAAUCACGUGGAAAUGUUUCAAUUUACUGGAAUACAGAUACUCAUGGGUACUCUAAAGUAUCCACAAGCUAGGCUUUACUGGAGUAGGGAACUUUGUGUACCCCUGGUCAAGGACACAAUGACUCGCGACCGGUUUUUCGAACUUCGAAAUCAUCUGCACUUUGCUGAUAAUACUGCGACUCGGGUAGAUGGCGACAAAUUGUGGAAAAUACGGCCUAUGCUAAGCAACAUAUUGAAAAAAUGCCAUAGCUUACCGAGAUCAAUGCAUAUGUCCAUUGAUGAGCAAAUGGUACCAUUUUCCGGGAGGUGCGACUACCGACAAUACGUGCCUUCAAAGCCGAACCCACUUGGUUUGAAGAACUUCGUUCUGGCUACGAGAGACGGUCUUGUCCUUGAUUUUGAAAUUUAUGUGGGUUCAUGUACAAUACCUCAAGUAGACAUGGCUGUACUUGGGCUUGGAGCAGGCGUUGUGAAACUGCUAUGCCGCACAGUUGACAAAAACUGUGUCCUAUACACAGAUCGAUUUUUCACUAGCCUGAAGCUGGCAAAUUAUUUAAAUGAAAACAAAAACAAUGUGUAUUUGACUGGAACUGUGAUGAGUAAUAGAUUUGGAGAUGUUUCAAAGAAGCUGAAGACUGACAAGCUUUUGAAAAGAGGCGAGUUUGAUGAGAAAGUUAGAAACGAUGAGAAGGUAUGUGUGGUAAAAUGGAAGGACACCAAAGCCGUUACAAUGCUUUCCACUUGCUCAGGCAGCGCUCCGAUGGCAACCUGCAAACGCUGGGUCAAGACUGCAAAAAGAAAAAUAGAUGUACCGCAGCCCAAUGUCGUGAAGAACUACAACACCUGUAUGGGAGGCAUUGACCUAUGCGACAGGCUGAUAGCCUAUUACCGAAGUGCCAUGCGAACCAAAAAGUGGCCUGUGAGAGCCUUCAGUCACUUUGUGGAUCUUAGCAUAGUAAACUGCUGGAUAAUGUACGUCCGUUGCUGCAACCAAGAGGGAAUAGAACCCAAGGACAAGCUUGGAUUACUACAAUACAGGCUAAAUGUGGCAACCGCAAUGGCGAGGUUCAGUGGCGGAAGGGUUGACCCAGAUUUUACAUCGAGGCCAAGUAUUAGCAGGGAAGAGGUUGACCAGCCUACUGUGUCGACUGAAAGAAAUGAAGGGGAACCUAAAAAAAAGUACCGAGCAGUGGUGCCCCUACCAAACCCUGAGGUUCGGUUGGAUGGUGUUGGACACUUGCCGCGGUUCAUGGAUGAUAAGUUCCCAUCAAAAUGCAGGCAUCCCCAAUGCUCCUCACGUUGUCGCACCAUUUGUACGAAGUGCAAAAUAUACCUAUGUGUAAUGAAAAACAACUGUUUUGAAAUGUACCACACCUACAAAUAA
Molecule: messenger RNA, 1746 nt
Organism: Hyposmocoma kahamanoa
Lineage: Eukaryota; Metazoa; Arthropoda; Insecta; Lepidoptera; Cosmopterigidae
Product: piggyBac transposable element-derived protein 3-like
Exons: 1
Coding region: 1-1746 (581 amino acids)
Source: RefSeq, a predicted model, not a curated record